Austrofundulus limnaeus is the source of this 5581-nucleotide messenger RNA. RefSeq names its product myelin transcription factor 1-like, a (gene myt1la). The record is from RefSeq and is a predicted model, not a curated record. Lineage: Eukaryota; Metazoa; Chordata; Actinopteri; Cyprinodontiformes; Rivulidae. Gene Ontology annotation, molecular function: zinc ion binding; DNA-binding transcription factor activity, RNA polymerase II-specific; RNA polymerase II cis-regulatory region sequence-specific DNA binding. Gene Ontology annotation, cellular component: nucleus. Gene Ontology annotation, biological process: regulation of transcription by RNA polymerase II.
UCAGUGUGUGUGUGUCUGUGGUGUGUGACUGCGCCUCCCGUUGCGUCUCUGUUGUGCACGUGUCGGUGUCUACGUGCACGUUACAGUCUCUGUCGUCUCGAGGACAUGGACGCAGACACGGCCACGUGCACGUCCUCAGGAAGAAGACUGAAGAAAAGAUGGAACAGACACAGUGUAGCCAUGGCCAGUCAUCACAAAGACGGAGCGAUGAGGAGACCUUGAAAAGAGGAGGCUGCAGAUUUUAAGAGCACAGACAAGAGGAGGCUUCAUCUUCUAAAUUUUAUUAUGACCCUGCAGGACAGCCUCUGAAUCAUCCAAUAGUCUUCAGCUCCAGAACCGGCAGUGGAUCAAGGCGAAGCUUCAAUCAGGUCAGAACUGGACCUGUGCUGAGAAUAACUCCAGAGUUCUGGCUAAAGCUCAGUGUUAAAAUGAAACACAUGAUGGAGGUUAUUGUGGCAGAAAAACGCCAUCGAACUCGGUCUAAAGGAGUCAUAGCUGCAGUGGAAGCUGUAACUCAAGAAUUCUUUAGCAUCUACGGCUGUCCACUGGCCAAAAAGAGGAAGACUGUGGACAAACAAUUGCUGGAGCUACCAGCCAAGAGGACGCCCUUCAUCGUGUCCUGUCUGGCCAAGGAAGAGGAGGAGGAACCUACACCAGCAGGAACUUACACCAGAUAUCAGAACCAAGACAUUGAGGCAAAACAGGGAAGCAAGAAGCAGGGGGAGGUAGAAGAGGAAGAUGAUGAGGAGGAAGAUAAUGAAGCGGAGGAGGAGUUCUCAGAAGCCAACGAGGAGCAGGGAGAGGAAGAAGAGGAGGAAGAAGAGGAGGAGGAAGUUGACAAAAAAGAAUCCAGACGAGGAGGAGAGCGAGUAGAGGAGGAAGAUGAUGGUGAUGAUGAAGAUGAAGACGAGGAUGAGCAAAUUCAUUUUCAGGAGAACCAGUACCAGCCCAGAGGACUAUCAAAGCUGGUUCUAAUCCAGAAGGACGACAACAACAACAACAGCUGUUCCCAUGGAAACACCACUGGAGAUGAAGAUGAAAACUAUGAUGAGCUCGUUGCUAAGUCGCUCCUGAACCUUGGUAAGAUCGCAGAGGAUGCCGCCUACCAUGCCCUGACUGAAUCAGAGCUGAACAGCGACUCUUCAAACAGUGUUGAUGAGGAAGAUGAACAGGAGGAGGAUGGCAGCGAGGAGGACAAGAAGGGAGAACUGAGUGUAGACCUGAACAGUGAUGUGGUCCGAGAGACUGUGGACUCCCUGAAACUUCUGGCUCAAGGUCACGGUGCCCUGCUGCCUGAAGAUGGAUACCCUGAGAGCGGCAUGAUGGAUGAUAGUGUCCCUGCCGGUGGGCGUGAUCAGGAGGUCAGAGGUCAAGCCGAGGACUGUGGGGAGGAGGUGUGUCUCAGCAGUCUGGAGUGUUUGAGGAACCAGUGCUUUGAUCUGGCUCGUAAACUAAGUGAGUCGCAGCCUUCUGACCGUCCCGUCCUGCAUGGUGCCCACCACCAACAGCUGGUAGACCAAAAGGUGCUGCAACACCUGAACAGGUACAACACCUGUAUACCAGGAGCUCAGGAAGAGCGCUGCUACUCUGACAUAAUGAACCUGAUGAAGCUGGAGGAGCAACUGAGCCCGACCUCCAGAGGCUACAGCUGCAGUCGGGACAGUGACGAAGACACCUUGUCUGUGGCUUCAGACCGCUCCGAUGACACCUUUGACAUGGCCAAGGGGAACCUGUCUCUGUUGGAGAAGGCCAUCGCCCUAGAGUCAGAGAGGGCAAAGGUCAUGAGGGACAGGAUUACUUUGGAGCAUACAAUGCCCCAUCGAGACCAUCAUCAUCAUCAUCGCCUUCACAUGGAGCACAGCCCCAGGCUGAGUGGCACCAUCGAAGAGCGAAGGUCCAGAAUACAACAGGAUGAGAUGAAGAGAGUAUACUACCCUAAAGAUUCUUCCAGAGGUGAGAAGAAGGAAAGCAAGUGUCCAACACCGGACUGUGAUGGUACUGGCCAUGUGACGGGUCUGUACCCACAUCACCGUAGCCUGUCUGGGUGUCCCCACAAAGAUCGGGUCCCUCCUGAGAUCCUUGCAAUGUAUGAAAAUGUGUUAAAGUGUCCGACUCCUGGCUGCUCUGGACGAGGUCACGUCAACAGCAACAGGAACUCUCACCGCAGUCUCUCUGGUUGUCCAAUUGCUGCUGCAGAAAAGAUGGCCAAGGUCCAUGAAAAGACUUUUUCAUCAGAUGGCAGCAGUAAAACCAAUCAGACAUCAGACCGUGUUCUCAGGCCAAUGUGUUUUGUCAAACAGCUGGAGAUUCCUCAGCAUGGUUACAAAAACAACGUUCCCACCAGCACUCCUCGGUCCAAUCUGACCAAAGAACUGGAAAAGUAUUCAAAGAACAGCUAUGACUACACUGGCUAUGAUAGCCAUAUGGGUGGCUAUGGAAAGAAGGGCUCAACAACCAAGUCCCACCAUGGGCGUGACACCUCCCCAAAUGGGUAUGAUGCGAAGCGUUACUGUAAGAUAUCAAGCCCUGCUAGCAGCACGACUAGCAGCUAUGCUCCGAGCAGCAGCAGCAGCAUGAGCUGUGGAAGAGGAGAAGGAGGAGGUGCUGGAGAAGGAGGAAGCAGUGCAAGCAGCACCUGCAGCAAGAGCAGCUUCGACUACACCCAUGACAUGGAGGCCGCCCACAUGGCGGCAACAGCCAUCCUCAACUUGUCGACGAGGUGCCGAGAGUUGCCACAGGUUUUGGGAGGAAAACCCCACAACCUGCUGAACCAGAGUCCAGGUGAAGAUGCAGACAAUGUUGAGCCAGUUGAUAUGGCAGGUCAACCAGGUGGUCCGGAGGGAAGCGAGACGGUGCUGACUCCCCUGCAGCCAAUGUCACCCAGGCGUCAGGCUUUGCUCAACAGCCACUGCUACCAGUUGAGUGAUGCCGACUGCUGGGACCUGCCGAUCAACUACAACAAGGUCAAAAAGCUGGGAGAUGAGCAGGAACACAAGGAGGAGAAAGAUGAGAUAGAUCCAUUCCAGGAGCUGCUGGAUGAGCAGUGUCAUCCAGCCAAGGUGACCACACCAAGCCCCAAACACCACAAGUAUUCACCCUGCAAGGACAGCAAGAAAGAACUGAUCAAUUUGUCAAGUUGUGAGCUUUCCGAUAAGAGCAUUCGUGGCAUCUUGACAACCAACUCACAAGAUUUGAAGUGUCCCACCCCUGGUUGUGAUGGAUCAGGACACAUCACUGGAAACUAUGCCUCCCACAGGAGUCUCUCCGGUUGUCCUCGAGCCAAGAAAACUGGCCUGAAAAUUCUCCACAGCAAAGAAGAAAAGGAUGAACAGGAGCCAAUCAAAUGUCCAGUCCCCGGCUGUGAUGGACAGGGUCAUGUGACGGGGAAGUAUGCCUCUCAUCGCAGUGCGUCUGGCUGCCCCCUGGCAGCCAAGAGGCAGAAGGACAGCUACGUGAAUGGCUCUCAGUUUGUCUGGAAGUCUGGGAAGACGGACGGGAUGAGCUGUCCGACUCCAGGCUGUGACGGUUCAGGACAUGUGAGCGGCAGUUUCCUGACCCACCGCAGAUGUUUGUAUCAUCCACUUGUCCUCAGCCUCUCCGGUUGUCCUCGUGCUACAUCAGCCAUGAAGAAGGCCAGGAUGAGUGGCAUGGAAAUGCUGACAAUCAAGCAAAGAGCAAGCAAAGGAAUUGAAAAUGAUGAAGAAAUCAAACAGCUGGAUGAAGAAAUCAAUGAUCUAAAUGAGUCCAACAGUCAAGUGGAGUCAGACAUGAUAAAACUGAGGACACAGAUAACCACCAUGGAGACAAACCUGAAGUCCAUUGAGGAAGAAAAUAAGGUGAUCGAACAGCAGAACGAUUCACUCCUGCAUGAACUGGCAAACCUGAGCAAAUCACUGAUCAACAGCCUGGCAAACAUCCAGCUUCCACACAUGAGACCACCGCCUCAGAAAGAGACCCCAGUAAAGAUUAACGGCAGUUUUCAGAUGCUUCCCAGAGAACCGAUGAACGAACAGAACUUUGACGCAUAUGUGAGCACUCUGACUGACAUGUACACCCACCAAGAUCGGUACCAGAGUCCGGAGAGCAAGGCACUGCUGGAAAACAUUCGACAGGCUGUUCAGGGCAUCCAGGUCUGAUUCAGACCCAAACAAAAGUAGAACCAAGCUUUUUUUUUCUGCUGCUGUUAUCCUGGUUUUAUUCUUUUAACUCGGACAUAUCUAUUUUUCUGCCUUGCUUUGGAAAACUUGAUAUAAUGUGACGUACAGAUUCUCACACCCCAGUGAAACUUCUUCUCCAUCAAGGUAAAUUGGGCUUUAAUGAGUUAAACUGGGAGCAGGAGAACAAUCACUUCAUUUUAAUGUUUGAAUGUAUGAAAAGGUUUCUGUGAAUCAUCAAACCGAAGUUUAGGAGAAGAACCUGAACAUCCAGAUUUCAUCACAGGAUAUGUUUCUUGCUUUUAUUUUGAAGAGGACAGGAAGUGUAGGAGACAAUCUGCCAUCAGUUCCUUUGGCUUCAUCAGUUGUGACUGUAAGAAGACGGCCUUCAGCAAUAUGCCUGUGAUGAUGUUUGAUACUUCUUUGAUGUGGGAUACAAUCUGUAUGUUUGGGAAUAUGCAAUUUCUUAUGACUUUAAAGAGCCAAUAGAUGUUUUUAUUGAUGAGAAACGUGUUGAGUUUUGUAUAAAUCUUUUGCUACGUUCAUGUUUUAAGAAUCAGACGCUUUUGUUCCCAUGUUCUGAUGUUCUUCUCUGGACUUACAGGGUCAAGCAUUCCUGAGAAAAUGACAUCAUCCUCCAGAAAACCUCUUUCAGUUUGCAAAUUUUGGGUUUGAAUCCCAGAACUGUAAAGUCAAUCAGUUUCAUGAACGCACUUUGUGGAAUCAUGUCAUGGAGCUCAAAGAGAAGCUCCGCCUCUCGUCUCCUUGUAUGGUCAUCUUUAUAAAAGCUACAGUUGUGUUUUGUUGUGAAACCACAAAAACAAAUGUUCAGGGUUUCUCUUUCAGCACGUUUCAUAAAGAUGAGUAACGUCUUCUUCUUACAGCUGCAUCUCCACAGAGGACAGUCUGUCUCCAUGUCCCAGCAUGCUCCUCUGUCCCCCCAACUCUCUGCAGACCCUCCUUCACCACAUCGAUCUCUGUGGUCUUCCUGUUCCUCCUACAUGGCAGCUCCAUAUUCAACAGCCUUUGACCAAAGUGUCAACUGUCCCUCUAGACAUGUCCAAACCAUCUCAGCCUUUCCUCUCUAACUUUGAGCUGUCCUUCUGAUGGACUCAUUUCUAAUCCUGUUGGUUUUACUCCCUGAACGACUCCCACCUCCAGCUCUUCUUCCUGUUUUUUAGUGAUGUUCGAUAUUGCCAAUUUUGUUACCGAUACUGAUACCAAGUAAAAUGUGGCUGGUAUCGGCGAUACUGAUCCGAUACUGAUACUUCGUGAUAACACACGUAGUGUGUCUGGUAAAUCUUAAAAAGUAGUGUUUUUCAAAUAACCACUUUAUAAAUAAUACAUGACAUAGUAAUUUAUUUAAUUUAAAAGUCUUUCUAACCCUAACCCUACAUUUGUUUAGCACAAUUUUAAAUUCUUAUUCU